AUGGGUGCCCGCCGCCGCCGCGUGUCCACCGGCUCCUCGCUGUGCGCGGGUUCCAACAACCAAGUGCAGCUGUGGCUGGUGGGCCAGCACAGGGAGGCGGCGCUCAAGACCGGCGCCGCGGGAACAGGAGACGGCGGGGACAGGUGGGGGACCUGCGGGCCCUCCCCGGGGGAUGCGGGCGCCGGGGAGGAAGCCCGAGAUGCGAAGCCCGCGUUUCCCAGCCUUUUCCCUGCUCUCGCCGCAUCCACCUGCCACUCGCCCGGCUCCGACCCGCCGGGCCUCACCGCCUGCCCCUCUUCCCAGCCCUCCCCGCGGCGCCCCCCCUCCUCCCGCUUCCCUUCCGCCGCCUCUAACCGGGAGUGCGCGCGCUCAGUUCUGUUUCCCGGACCUCUCGGGCCCCGAGCCCCGCCCCCGCCCACCGGGGCCGCCUUGAACCCGAGUCGCCUGCGCGCCCUCCACCGCCCCGCCCCGGCCGCCCUUCCACCACCAGAGCGGUUCUCCAAACGUUCCCACUUCAAAGGUGCCCCCGCGCAGAACACGGGAGUGGCUUCCGUGUGUCCUCGGGACCAGCCCAACGCCCGUGGCUUACCCUCGAGGCUGCACGGUGUGGUCGUGCCCCUCUCCCCACAGCCCUGCCCUGAGCCCCAGCUCCACGACGCGGCUCGGCUCGCUUCGGCCCCGUCUCCCGUCGGCACGUCGUGCUUCGGAAGGCCUGCCAGGGCCGGGGACUGCCCGCUGCAUCCUGGGGGCGCUGGCGAGGGCGCCCCUGCCGUUCUGCUCCGCGGUCCCGCGCCCGGGGGCCCUCCCUCGGGGCGCAGCGCGUGGCGCGGUGACUCCAGGGAGGAAGAAGAAGUGGAGUUUCAGGCGGACGUGCAGGGCCCCGGGGCCAGUGGGGACGAGUUCAGGUUCCCGUGCUACCGCUGGGUGGAGGGCGCUGGCAUCCUGGGACUGCCCGAGGGCACCGGCCGCACGGUGCUGGACGACCCUCAGGGCCUGUUCAGGCAGCGCCGGGAACACGAGCUGGAGGAGCGGAGGAAGCUGUACCGUGGUCCCAGGUCACUGACUGUCGUCGAGAAGCGCACCAUCGUGGAGUCACGGGGUUUGUCCGAGGCAGCGCCCCAGCGGGAGGUCACGGGGAUGGAUGAGAGUGAGGUCGCCCUUGAUCUAUCCCUGCUCCCCACCCCGCAGGUUGGAUCUCUGUCUGAAGCCGACUUCCCCCUGCUGGGUGGGGUCAAGCCGAACGUCGUCUUAAGACAACAGGGUGUGGCGGCCCCUCUGAUCAUGCUGACGCUCCAGCCCGCGAGACUCUUGCCCACCGUCGCCCAGCGAGUCUUUCACAGACACGGAUCUCCCCCGCCCCCACUGUUCCUGCCCUCCGGUCCCCGCGUGGCCUGGCUGCUGGCCAAGACCUGGGUCCGCGGCUCCCAUUUCCAGCUGUCCCAGCUACAGUCACGCCUGCCGCGGGGACCCUUGAUGGCCGAGGUGACCUCUGUGGCCACAGUGAGGACCCUGCCCGGAAGCAUCUCUGUGGAGUCUGAGCUCGUGCUCCUGGUCCCCUUGCGCCACACCACGGACAUCAACAGCCUGGCCCGGGAGAGUCUUGUCUCCACACGGGGCGUUUCUGGUCUGGUAUGGAGAGCCACGGGCCAAGAGGCGAGUCCCAAGGGUCGCUGGCUGACCCUGUCCUCCACGAAGGCCUCUCCCUGGUCGGCCUCGCACCUCAUACACGCCAUGCGGGAGCCGUGGACUCCAGGGGCCGUGAGCACAGACGGCUCUUCUCUGUGUCUCCAGGUACCUUUCACCGAGGUCUCUCGUGUCCCGCGCUCGAGGCCUCACUUGUCUUUCGUGUCACCCAGGCUCCCUGUCUCCUUAGACUCCUGGGCUCAGCUCUGCCGCUUUGUCACCGUGUGUGUCUUCACGUGCACCGGUCAGCAUGCUUCUGCCCACCUGGGCCAGGUAACCCGCUGUGGCCAGACCCCAGGGGCUCCUGGGCCGUAGAAGACGGGGAAGCGAACGCGUGGCUCGCCAGCCUGGGUUCCUGAGCGGCUCCCGUGCUCGCAGCCGGAGGGGUAUUGCUGGGUCCCUAAUGGCCCCCGCCCGUCUCCAAGGACGCGACAGAGAAGGACACAGUGGUCUCCUUGCUCCACGCCCACCGGGCCCGUGGCCUUGGGGCAUCAUGAGGAGAAGUAUUUCUCAGGCUUGGAGCCCCAGGCGGUGCUGGAGCAGUUCCAGGAGGAACUGGGCCCAGCGUGGAGCCCAAGGCGGGACUUGAACUCAUGACCCUGAGAUCAAGACCUGAGCUGAGAUCAAGAGUCCCAUGCUUUUUU
Leopardus geoffroyi (Geoffroy's cat) is the source of this 2327-nucleotide messenger RNA. Its product is annotated as polyunsaturated fatty acid lipoxygenase ALOX15-like. The record is from RefSeq and is a predicted model, not a curated record. Gene Ontology annotation, cellular component: cytosol; plasma membrane. Gene Ontology annotation, molecular function: metal ion binding; arachidonate 15-lipoxygenase activity; arachidonate 12(S)-lipoxygenase activity. Lineage: Eukaryota; Metazoa; Chordata; Mammalia; Carnivora; Felidae. Gene Ontology annotation, biological process: linoleic acid metabolic process; lipid oxidation.